CCUCCUUUCCUCCAAAGGCAUUUCCUUCCGUCCGCGCUCCCAGAAUACAGCUGUACGCCAGCGGUUAUGGCACACUAUGGACCGCUAUUUUAUCUCUCCACCAUCUUCUAUCUCUUGAGGAUGCAGGUGUGCGCGGUUAACUUUCAACUUCCAACUGUAUCUCGUUUGGAAAUCAGCGUUUCCAGCGGCCUUUCCACAUUUUGAGACGGCAUAAGGCGCGAGUGUUACUUUGUUUCGGGACAAACGCGAGCGUCUCACAGUUCCAUUCCAUGUAAUAGCCUACAUAAUUGACGGUUGUUGAAGUGUUAGGAACCCAAUCAAACCCAACCCGAGCCGUUCUCGAUCCGAGAUGAAGUCAUUCGGAUACGACUAGAUCUCCUGCCACGUUUCUAUCUUCGAGGGGUGAAGUUGCGACUGCAACAGAGGUGGACAGACUGGCUGACACAAUGAAGGAGGAGAACUUGUUCCGCAGACGGUUCUCUCUCUGUCCCACAGCCACGUCACCUCCCCAGAUCGACCCGCGUGUACUGACCCGCAACCUGUCCUAUGGAGGAGACCAUGAACUGUACCCACUCAGCCCAGGUAAUGAAACGGAGCGGAACGGUUUGCCCUUACCGAGGGACGAGGUCAGCCCGGCCCGGUCGCCCAGCAGCGUGUCGGAAUCCAGAAUGUUUAUUGGUUUGGAGAAGGAGUCUUCCUCGCCCACGGAGAAGCUGGCAAGGAAAGAAUCGCUUAAGGUUCAGAAAAAGAACUAUCGCCAGGAAAAGAAGAGGGUCGCCAAUGAACUGUUCAGUGCACUAAAGGAUCCAAGUGUGGUUAUUAUGUCCAACUGGCUAAAGAUUCGGGGAACAUUGAAGAGCUGGACUAAAUUAUGGUGCAUCCUGAAGCCUGGCAUUCUCCUGAUAUUCAAGACGCCCGGUUCGGAUCACUGGGUGGGAACGAUUCUUCUCAACGCCUGCAAACUCAUCGAAAGACCCUCAAAGAAGGACGGAUUCUGCUUCAAACUCUACCAUCCGCUGGAUAAGUCCAUAUGGGCCAUGAAGGGUCCUAAAGGAGAAAACGUUGGUUCCAUCACACAACCCUUGCCUAGUAAUUACCUGAUCUUCAGGGCAGCAUCUGAAUCUGAUGGACGCUGUUGGAUGGACGCUCUGGAACUGGCUCUCUGCUGCUCCAGCUUGUCGAAGAUGACGGCGAAGAGCUGCAGGGAUGGAGAUCUGAGCAGCUCCUCGGAGUCCUCACACAUAUUGCAGCUGCUGCAGUGCUCGCCUCUCACAGACCAGGACCUCCUGCAGUUGAAUGACUCCAUGUUGGAAAACCACAUGGAGAACGACGCCAACUCUGACAAAUCGGAGAGGGAGACGCAUGAAGACUCAGACAAUGCAGCCAAUGAGAAUGGAGGCAGAUUGACUGAGGAAAGUGAUAUGGACCAAUCAGAUGACGUGUGCCUCCAGGCAACAGCAUUCGUCGAAGAAGCCCAUGAAGAGAUGGGAGAGGCUGGUGAGGCGUCCCAGGUCGAGACAGUCUCAGAUGAGAAUAAGGGUUUAAUUUGGACUCUCCUGAAGCAGCUGAGGCCAGGGAUGGACCUGUCUAAAGUGGUUUUGCCAACGUUUAUCCUGGAGCCGCGUUCAUUUCUGGACAAGCUGUCAGAUUAUUAUUACCAUGCUGACCUGCUGUCCCAGGCUGUGACGGAAGAGAGCCCAUACUGCAGGAUGAAGCAGGUCUUGCGCUGGUAUCUGUCAGGCUUCUACAAGAAACCAAAGGGUCUGAAAAAACCAUACAACCCUAUUCUAGGAGAAAUGUUUCGAUGCUGUUGGCUGCAUCCACAAACAGACAGCUGUACAUUUUACAUAGCAGAACAGGUUUCUCAUCACCCUCCUGUUUCAGCCUUCUAUAUCAGCAAUAAGAAAGAUGGAUUCUGCAUUAGUGGAAGCAUUCUGGCCAAAUCCAAAUUUUAUGGGAACUCGCUGUCUGCGAUACUAGAUGGAAAGGCCAGGCUCUUGUUUUUGCCCCGAGAUGAAGAGUACAUCAUCACAAUGCCAUACGCUCACUGUAAAGGUAUUCUGUAUGGUACAAUGACUUUGGAGCUUGGUGGGAAAAUCACAAUUGAGUGUGAAAAAACACAAUGUUAUACAGAACUUGAAUUCAAAUUGAAGCCUUUUCUUGGCAGCUCGUGCAACGUUAACCAGAUUUCUGGAAAGAUACGCAUGGGGGAAGACGUUCUGGCUACAGUAGAUGGCCACUGGGAUGGUAAAGUGCAUCUGAUGGAGAAGAAGACGGGCCAGCAGGAGGUGCUGUGGAACCCCGGGCCAGACAUCCGCAGACAGAGGCUGAAGAGACAGGUGGUGCAGAUGGACCAGCAGGAGGCGUUCGAGUCUCAGAGGCUGUGGCAGCACGUGACCCGAGCGAUCACCGAUAAAGACCAGAACAGCGCCACCCAGGAGAAGUUUGUUCUGGAAGAGGCUCAGCGACAGGAAGCCCGAGAGAGGAGCGAGAAACCCUGGAACCCACGGCUCUUCACUCUCAAUACUGACACUAAUGAGUGGCACUACAAAUAUGCCGACACUAAGCCGUGGGAUCCGGAGCUCUGCCUGGUACAGUUUGAGAAAGAAGGCAUCAUCCAGACGAAAGAGAAAUCCCAGCGUCAACGCAACAGUUUCUCCUACAGCCAGAACUGGGCUGGACAGAAGAAGCUGCGGGUGAAUGGCAAACACAGGAAGUCUAGCAGCCAGCCGUCCAGCUGCAGUCAGAACACAGAGAGCAGCAGCACCACACCAGAGCCCAACCACGAGUCAUCCGACAACGAAGGCUUUCUGAGCCAGUGUGGAAGAUGUACUAAAGAAGUGAAGGACAUCGCUCUCAUAGAGGCCUCAGUAGCAGCUAUACAGAAAACACAGCAAGACAUACAGAGAAACCUGAGUGCAUUGGGUCGUCAGAUAGCGCGACACAAGACGGAGGAGGAGAGCAAGUCCUUGAGCGGCCGCCACUGUCUCAUCCUCUGCAUGCUGUUGCUCUUUCAGCUACUCAUCAACUACGUCUUCACUUGAGAUGCCGUCACCUAGCGACCAUCGCCUAGCAAUCGUUGCCUAGCAAUAAACACAGCCAAACUAUCACCAUCACACAGCCCCUUGAAUGCCCCACCGUGAUGUUGCUACCAACCGUAGCCCACCAUCAAGCACUAAGCACUUCAAUUAGAGAGAAAGAGACUCUUGUUUUAAUUCAUAUGACAGAUAAUCAUUUAACAGUGGAUGUAAGAUACUGUACUGCCAUUCUUGUUUAUUGAUGAGUUCCCUCUUCCCUACGCACUGUUUCUUGGCAAUAUUGGUCAUCCAUUUGUGUCACAUUUGAAU
Messenger RNA from Rhinichthys klamathensis goyatoka, 3347 nucleotides. RefSeq names its product oxysterol binding protein-like 5 (gene osbpl5). Gene Ontology annotation, biological process: phospholipid transport. The record is from RefSeq and is a predicted model, not a curated record. Bases 447 to 3044 code for a protein of 865 amino acids. NCBI's taxonomy places the organism in Eukaryota, Metazoa, Chordata, Actinopteri, Cypriniformes, Leuciscidae. Gene Ontology annotation, cellular component: cytosol; membrane; intracellular membrane-bounded organelle. Gene Ontology annotation, molecular function: sterol binding. The transcript has 22 exons.